AUUGAGGAAGCUGCACCACCAGAGACCAUUCUUAAUGAAAAGGGUGAAGAAAAGAACAACCUAGAAUUUAGUAUCUGGUUAAACAAUGAUGGCCUUCUCACAAGCUAGCUUCUCCGAACAAUGAAUGAAGAUUCACUCAGUCUAGUUGUUGCAUCUAAUUCAGCAUACGAGAUCUGGAAGUGCCUAGAGGAACAUUACCUAGCUUCAACAAAGGAGCAAGAAAUCCAACUCAAAGGGCAACUCUCUAUUAAACGAGGAAGCAAUGAAUCCCUUGAGGAUUUCCUCAAGAAAUUCAAAAGUACAUGUGACAACCUCACCGCAAUUCGAAAACCACUUGAUGAUCUUGAUAAGGUGUUUCAACUUUCUAGAGUUGUUGGGUCAAGAUAUCAAUCAUAUAAUCUUGCUGUCCUCUUGAAACCUCCAUACCCAACCUUCAGACAAUACAUCUUGGGUCUUCAAAAUACUGAACGUGAUUUGAAAGAAUUUGAAGAGGAAUAUAGAGAAUAAGAAUACUGAGCUUGUAUUUUAAUCUAACUUGGUACAGAUAUAUAUGUAAUUACAUCCAACGAUAAAAUCCUAAGUUAUUGCAAUUAGUCUUGAUUGUGAAUUCUUGCUGUGAUUGAAUAUUUUCAACUUUGAUUGAGAGUUUCUGCAUUGAAUGGAAGAUUUCUUUGACUUUCCUUCUUGAUUGCCUGUCAUAGAACUUUCCUUGUUUGCAAGAUCAUGAUCCUGAUCUGUUGUACAGGCCUUCAUAAACUACCCUGAUUGUGAUAAAUCCUUCUGAUUUUU
This is a messenger RNA of Rubroshorea leprosula, 789 nucleotides long. NCBI's taxonomy places the organism in Eukaryota, Viridiplantae, Streptophyta, Magnoliopsida, Malvales, Dipterocarpaceae. The record is from the annotation of a GenBank genome assembly.